Molecule: messenger RNA, 1695 nt
Organism: Diaporthe batatas
Lineage: Eukaryota; Fungi; Ascomycota; Sordariomycetes; Diaporthales; Diaporthaceae
Exons: 3
Coding region: 1-1695 (564 amino acids)
Molecular function (GO): heme binding; oxidoreductase activity, acting on paired donors, with incorporation or reduction of molecular oxygen; steroid hydroxylase activity
Source: RefSeq, a predicted model, not a curated record
AUGUGGGAUCCCAUACCAUUCGUGUUCAACACCACUCAGUUCCUCGUUAAUAAUCACAAGUUUAUGGCUCGGGCGAGGUACUUCUUCUCCUACUUCAACGUGCAUCCGCGCUACCGUGUCCUAUCCAGCAGCCUGUUCCUAACGUGUCAAGACAGGACAAUACUCGAAAAUGCAAGCAUCACCAAGUUCUACUUGGGCCCGGUGCCCGUCUACCUCGUGUACGGGCGACAGAACAUCGAAGCAAUCUUCAGCCGCGGACUGGCCCACAAGAUCGGACACGAGAGCAUCAUGGUACAGAAGGUCUUUCCUGUCCUGUACAGGAUGAACAAGGAGGAAGUCGGGUGGUUUGUGAACGACAAGACAGGUCGCAAGCCCGUUCCGCGGGAUCCCCACGAACCCAAGAUCAACAGGACCCCAGCGCGGCGGUACUGGCUCGAGUACACAAACGUGCACACCAACUUCCUCGCGCGCGAAACCCACAUACAGCCACUCGGCCGCGUCUUCGAGCGGCUUUUCUCCAAGACGCUCGAGGAGCAGUACCACGAGGGGCAGGGCGAAUGGAGCGUCAAGGAUCUAUGCCGCCGCACCAUCACGGGGUGUGCCGCUCGCACGCUUCUAGGCCCCCAGGUGUUCGAGCUCGAAAGGACAACAGGGGAGGACCUGAUCGAUGCAUUCUGGAAUCUAGAUAAGCACGUGUUCCAGCUGGUCCUUGGAUUCCCUCGAUGGUUCAGCCCUGGGGCCCACAAGGCCCAGAGCCACUUUCUCGCCAAGAUCGCCAGGUAUGUCGAUUCUGCGUGGGCUAAGUUUGACUGGGACGCGCCCGGUGCGUCCGAACUGCCCUGGGAGCCUUGUUUUGGGGCCCGAGUCUGUCGAGAGAUCUGCGUGUGGCUACGGGAGGCCGGAUUCAGAGACGAGGUUUCUGCUGGUGCAUUGGGCACGCUCCUCUUUGCUCAGAACACCAACUCCGUACCGACCAUGAUGUGGAUGCUCAUCGAAAUAGCACAAGACAAGGAUCUCCAACAGGCGAUUCGGGAGGAAGUCUUGACAGCUCGCAGUGACGAAAGCACCGAUGGAUUGUUCGACUUGCAGAAAUUGGCCAGACUUCCGCUACUGCAGUCUGUAUUUUCUGAGACAUUACGCCUGCACAUGGAUUUCAACCUCAUCAGGCACGUCCAUGAGGACGGGAUUUCGAUGGAUCUCAAUAUCCGAUCAUCGACGGGCGCGACAACAGGGACUGCCCGUGUUGCCAUCCCUCGCGACGCGAUGCUCCAAGCGCCGAUGGCGAUAGCCCAUUACGAAGAGGCCGCGUGGGCCGUACCGGGCCAUCCGGCCUCAGAAUUCUGGGCCGAGCGACACAUCAAGUAUGCCGACUCCGAUGCGGCCGAUGGAUCCAAGGCGAACAAGAAGCGUGUGUACGCGUUGUCUGGCCGGCCAAGCUCGUUCUUUCCGUUCGGUGGCGGCGAAACUAUCUGUCCAGGUCGCCAUCUCGCCAAGCAUCAGAUAUUUAUUGUAUGCGCGCUCAUUGUGUCGCAAUAUGAGCUGGAAUGCGCUGGCUGGGUGACUAACGGCGGGAGAACUUCAAGCAGACCGGGUCAGAACGACAGAAAGUUCGCCGGGGCGGGUGCAUUACCGCCGGACAGAGACAUGAAGAUCCGCUGGAGGAAGAUACAACAGGGAUCUACAACACCGAGAUAA